AUGGGCCAGCUGUCGCUGGCAGAGUUUCUUGCCGGUGGCUGGCUAGAGGAGCAGCCCCCUCUGCGGGCGCAGCUGCUCUGGUACUGCCUCACAUGUGAGGCGGCGCCGGCUCUCUCGAGGGAGGAGUGGCCUGCGGUGCUGCUGGCCUGCUGUGCCCAGGCGCCUUGCCAAGAAGUCGCGCUGCGAGCGUUCAAGGAGCGCGGCUCAUUCGGGAGCUUUGCUGCGGACUUGGCCAGAGAGGAGUCGUUGCCGGUGGCUUUUCGUUUGCGCCUGGCUGUGAACCCGCCCCACGACUUGCUGCAACAGGCGGAGCAGCAACUGCUGCGAGGGGAGACGCUGCCGCCGGAAGUGCUGGAGAUGUUGGACGCCAGGAGCCUUUGGCCUCAGCUGCUGCAGCACGACGUGCUCUCUGCCGGCGCCUUGCUGCAUGCGCAGCCCAGCAGCUGCCCCGACUCACCGCAGGUCACGGAGCUGCUGAAACCCUUCCUCCUCUCGAAGCGCUUGGCGGAGGCGAAGGCGGCGUCCAACAUCCUGGAGCAGCUGCGAGGGGACAAAUGUGGCGCUCAGCUCCUGCGGCAUUUGAUCCUCCGGCAGCCCCCGCACUUGUUGCCGCAAGCAGAUCUGCCGGAGGAGUGGCAUUUGGUGGCGGCGCAGCUGGCCCUCCGCGUGGGCAACAGCCGCCUCCUGCGCGCCCUGAUGCCGCGGCUGCAGUGCGUUGCGCUGCUGCCGGAGGUGGUGCAGGCGGCGGCGGGUGGUGAGACUUGGACGGAGGCCUGGUGGUCGCAACGCGCUGCGGAGGAGCUGCGGGGCGCGGAGUGGCUGAAGUUGGAGCAGCUGCUGGCGCCGAAGUGGAAGUGUGCCGCCCAGCUCGAGCGGAUCAUAGAGGCAUGGCUUGAUGGGCCCGGAAGCUUCGUGAUGGAGGACAAAUUUUAUGAAAGGUCUGCAGGUCUCCUGCGGCAGCUGCGGCUGGUGCUUCCACACCUGGCGGCGCGCGCUGCCCAGAUGUUGCCCAAGCCCGAGGCAGGCUGGCAGGCGGUUGACCCGGUUCACCCGGCCUACCUCGUGGAAUUGGCCUGUUGCGGGGAGGACGUGGCGAUGGAUCUGUCGGCCUUGCCCCGGAAGCUGGUGCUGGAGCUCGCAUCGGCGCGGCCAGACUUGGCAGCGCCAGGCCUCGCCCGGGACGCCUCCACGGCGCUGUGGGCCAUGGACGCGCUUGACGCCUCCGGCCGCGCCGCGGCGGCCGCGGCGCGGGGCUUCGAAGUUUGGUGGCGGCAGCAGAGGUGCGGCUUCAUCUGCUGGGCCGAUGCGCGGCGCGCGUGUCUCGCGGAGCCGCGCCUGGCGGCCGCCUACCCCAAGGAGGAGCGGUGCCAUCUCUGUGCUUCGCCCCCCGAGUUGGGCUUGAGUCACGCUGAGCUGUUGAGCCUCGGCAGCCUGGCGGGCACCUGA
Messenger RNA from Effrenium voratum, 1446 nucleotides. The record is from the annotation of a GenBank genome assembly. NCBI's taxonomy places the organism in Eukaryota, Dinophyceae, Suessiales, Symbiodiniaceae.